Molecule: messenger RNA, 11269 nt
Organism: Myiozetetes cayanensis
Lineage: Eukaryota; Metazoa; Chordata; Aves; Passeriformes; Tyrannidae
Exons: 2
Coding region: 9733-10743 (336 amino acids)
Source: RefSeq, a predicted model, not a curated record
UUCCCUCAAGCAUAAAAUCAAACUUUGCACAUCUGUAAACAUCUUCAUGUAAUGUUCAGCAUCUUUCCUGAUUUUGUCUUAUGCUGUAGUAUGUGUCAUUUGAGUUGAUGCAGGCUGGUUUUGUUCACUGGAUUAGUCUUUGUAGAAAUUUGUGUGCACUAGAAACAAAGCGGUUUGAGGAACAAAUGUAAUUUAAAACUACAGAGAUUGGAAUAGAAGGAAUCACAUUUUUAAGGGGUUGAAUUCUGAGCUGCUAAAUACAUUAACUGUUAUUUCAAUGAUGUUUGGUUUGUCUUCUGUGUUAAAGUCACUGGAGAAACACGUGCAGCAUGAAAGAUAGCUACGAUAAUAAACCUGUAUGAUGUUAUUGGAACGUAUUGCUAUAGCUGCACUGAGUAAUAUUUGUUAAUCUACUCAGUCUGCAUAUUUGUGUUUUAAUUACUUCUUAUAUAUUUAUACAACAAAAUUCAUAUGUCAUCUAAAUAGGGGAUAAGGUAAACUGUCGGUUUAUACUAUUUGAUUAAUUACCUUAUAUGUACUUUGCUUUAGGACAAAUAAGCAAAGUGGUAAUAUAGAUAGAAAGCUUAGAUUUUUGUCUUACAAUCAAAAUUUCUGGCAUUUCCAAUUUUGUGUUAGUGCUGCUUAAUUAAAAUGUGUAGCUAGACUUUAUGGAUGGGGGUGAGGUUUUUUUCCUAAAUAGAUAAUUAAUGAAUUUUUAAAACAGUACUGUAUAAUAUUGAUUAAUAGAAACAAAGGUUUUGGAAAGGUUUGUCUGCAUAGCCAGACUCAACAAGCGUACUCUUUCAGAAUAACGUGAGCAAAGUGUGACUACCAGAGAUAUCAUUUAAGUUGUGAGUCUUUAGAGAUUUAUUAUUUAAUUUUUGGACAAUGUCGUUUGCUUAGUUUUAUUUUUCGUUCUGUGAAGAAAGUGCUGUUUGGGCUUUUUUUUUACAGUCUAGUCGGACAUGAACCAUUGCUCUUACGGUGUGGGGGAAAACGCCCACGACUGCUGAAUUGUAUCUUGUAGAGCAAUUUUGGAAAAAGCAGUGAAGUGAAACAUAGAUGUGACUUCUAAAUGCAUCUUUGUCUUGUACUCUUGUAUUUACAAUUAGAUCUUACUGUUUUAUCAGUGUCAGAUACAAAGGAAAGGGUGUAACUUGCCUAUUCUCAAAUGCACUUAAUGUUCAAAUUAGUUUCAAAGGAAGUUCAGUGUCCCUGUCUAAGAUAAUUUUCCUUGUUUUUCCCCAUAUGCUCAUAGAUAUGUUUUCUUCUCAACUUCUUCUCUGUUCUUCCAAGCAGCAAAGAAGAAUGUAGCAAAGCAUUGGUGAGGUGGCCUAAUUUUGUGUUUAUAUAACUCUGUCUACCUCCCAAGAAGUACUUUGACUGAUGUCCUUAAGUGGAGUUCAUCAGGCUCAGUUUUUUCAGAACCUCAUGCUAGGCCUAUAUUCUCUUUCAGAUGUGAAAAGCAAAAGUUUUUUGAAGCCAUCUAGUUUCCCAGGGAGAGUUUGAAGGAGAAAAGAUAAAAAGAUCAUGUACUUAAAGUUGGAAAACCUAGAAUUAGCAUAAAUUUUCAUUAGUCUUUUCCUCUGAAGAAGCAAAGUAUUGCUAAAAAUUGGAGGAAAUAAGUGCUUCCAGGGAAUUCAUUGUAUUACUCUUUUGAAUUACAGACCUGACACUUCCUAGUGGCUUUUAGUUAGUGUGUAAUUUUACUUCUCAGGGCACAGUCUAUUGUAGUGAAUUAGAGUACAUUUUUACUGUUUAGGAUUAUUGAUUUUUAAAAAAAGAAAGCUAAACAUGUAAUAACUGGCUUUUAUUUAUUUUUUUUUUGUCUAGCGUAGUAGACGCUUUCCAUUUUCCCUGCAUCAUACUGUUAUUCUCUAUCUUAAACUGCUGUUGUAGCCUUGCAGGGAGCUCCUGACAACUGCUGGAUUUCCUCUCUGAGUUCCCUAGUACUAUUCAGUAGAAUAGUCAGUAUCUCAAAGAUGUAUGUUGAAAUGGUGGAGAAGUGUUUAGCAGUAUCUGUGUUGAUGCACCAUAUAUCUUAGAUUUAAUAUUUUAUGAUCUUUUGUUAGGAUUAUGAAUGCUAGAACUGCAAAAGCUUUUUUAAUAGCUGCCAGACUCUUAUGUACAGCAGAGUUAUUCUGACAAGCAGAACUCUUAACUGAAGUCUAGUUUGUUAAACAUCUUUAUCUGCACCAUCUGGAACCUGCUGUAAAUCCUAUUGUAUAAACAGAGGUGGGAAGAUCCCACAGUGAGGUGUGUGUUUUGUUCACGGGACAUUUUCUUAACAGAAUAUAACUAUGAUGAAACAAAAAACUUUUCUUGGAUGAGGUACACGUGUAUGUUCAUUAUGAGUAAAGUUAUGAAAUUGGUACAUCGUUAAUACAGUAAGAUUUCCUGAAUGCUGUUUAUAAUGAAUAGAUAAGGGCAUUGGGCUUUUUUCUUAACAGAGUAUUUAUUACCUGUUAUUUUAAAAAGUGAUGUAAAUGAUACAAGGUACCAGAAUUUGUUUUUAGAAGGCAAAAUAUAUUUAUACCUGCUGUGUUUAUUCCCUUUUGUAGCAUUUUUUGUUUUUUGAAAUGGAUGCAUUUAAAACUGGGUAGUCAUCUUGAAAAGUGUGCUUGAGAAUGUCCUCUUUCAUAUAAUUGAAAUAAUAGAUGUCUUAAGUAGUUGUAAGUAGUAUUAAGAUCCAAGCUUGUGACAGCACUACAGUGUUCAAGUGAGCCAUUCAACACUAAUUUUGUAAUACUGUCAUGUUCAUCAAAGUACUAUUCUAUUUAGGAAAAUGCUUAUUUUAUCAAGAUGUGUGCAAAAAUAUUUAACUCUCACAACUUUCUUAUUAAGGGGAUAUACACCUAGUUUUAAACAUAAAAUUUUGCAAUAUUUUUUCUAUGAAAAAUUCUCAGAUGCACGGUGGUGGCCAUUGUAAAUCUUAUGUAGAUUUCCAAGAUAAAUUAGAGAAAUGGUAAAUUUUGUAGCAGAAAGAAUAAAAUUAUGACAGGACAAUAAGACACUGGAAAGUAAUCUUCUAAAUGACCAGUGUUCUACAGGAUAGUGAAUGUAAAACAUUAACUUUGUUUUUCACUGGUCUUACUUUGUCAUAGGAUGAAUUCCUGUCAGAUGGGGAUUGUUUUCUUUCUUUUGUAAUCAGUAGAGAGCUUAUUUGUGAAUAAAUUAUCUAUAUUUAUUCUCCCACAAUAAGUGUGCAUGUAUGUGUGAAUGAAUGAAUGGCGGAACUGUAUUUAUGGCCUGUGAAAACUGCAAAAAUCUCCCACAUUAGGCUAUUUUUAUACAGCACUGGUGACCUGCAACCAGACUCUUCCGUGAAGGAUCUGUUCUAAGUCUGAAUCUAGCAGGAUCAGUGCCAGGCUGUUUGCUGAAAGCAACGAGAUCUCUUGCUUCCCCUCUCUGUCUUACUCUGCCUAAUUUUCAUGAUACUUGGACAAAUGUGUGCACACACCAAACAAAUCAUUAGUGGUGGUGUAGGAAGCGUGUGAGACUGUGAAAGAGUUUGUAAGGUCUCGCAAUCUGGGAUGACUAGGGAGUGGUCAGCCAAUGACCUUCCUGGGGGGAAACCGUCCAGGAGUUCUCCAGGAAGGAAAUGGAUAGGCCAGUUUUGGAUGAAAUGCUUUAGCAUCACGGGAGGCUGAGAAAACUAUGUCAGAUACAAACUAGCAACUUGAAUUGGUAUUUGAAUACAAACAAGUAGUCUUUUUGGUACUAAAUUUUCAGUAUUUUUCUCAUGUUCUUUUUAUAAAAAUAAAUCACAUCGAAAAUAUUUUCAGAAUUACUCUUCAUUUUGGAUGCCUUCCAAUUUUGAGUUACUGGAUUUGAGAGAUUUCCUUAAAGGGAUCAAUUUUAUUGGAAAAUAAAGCACCUUUCUUCUCUCCUCCUAGGCAAUGUGAUUCAUUCCAAAAUAUGAUUCAUUCUAAAAUGAGCACCUAAAAUCACGGGGCAUAGCUGAAGGUAUUGCUUGUCAUUCUAAAUGCAAAGUUUAAAAAAGGAAGGAGAUGUUUUACAUUUUUUUUCCCUCUUAUUACCUGCUAGGUAGAAGGAGUAUGUAAGGAAGCCCUGAGUUGAUAAGUACAAUCUUUUACUUAAUUUGGAUGUCCAUUAAAUCAGAAAGCUUAAAGCAAAUAAUAAACCCUCCAGUUUAUUUUGUAGGAUCUGGUUAUUAGUUUGUUUUUAAUCUGAACACUUUAUUUUUACAUCUGUUAGUGUGAAUGACGAGACUCUCACUAACUUCAUUGACUUAGUAUCAGGCCAUGCUGUGGUGGGGGUGUCAGCCACUACCUGAUAGCCAGGACAUAUUUAGUGUGAUGAAUUUUAAGUGACUUCUUUGUCUUUCACAAAUACUCAUAUUAAUGGCUUCAGUGAAAAAAAGAACAGGUAGGGUAGUGUAAGCUCAUUAGCACUGUGGAAAAGAAGCUGUUAAGGCUAUGGAAUGUUUUAGGUUUAAAAGGGCAGCUAGAGAAAAAUUAAGGGUACUACAGGGUAUCAUGGCAGAAAGUUUCAUACAAUAUGCCUGUGUGCAAACGAAGGUAACACUUUGAUUUUGGAAGUCUUGGAUAUCAAUAGCAUAUAGAUUGAUGCCCGAGGUUUAUGCAAGAUACUUAGGGAUGACUGCUAAUAUUUUAAGUGGCAUGUGAUAACUGAUGCAAUAUUGGAAGGGGAAAAGUCUUAAUAAAUAGUGGAUGGCCUAAGCAUUGCUGUUCUCCAAGUGUGCUGACUACAUUUAUGGUCAACAGUAAACUGCACAUUUGUCACCCUUUCAUCCCACAAAUGUUUAUAAUUAGGUAACAGCUAAUUUACCUUUUAAAAUAUAUCUACAUAAUGUUUAUUUGAGAUGUUCUACAAUCAUUUGUUGUUAUCUAGUACUAGAUAAUUCUCACCACAGUCCAUCUUCAGUGGAACCUAGCCAAGUAUAAAUGGUUAUAAAUCUAGUUUUGCUGUGAAGGGAAAUUGAAAUUCCACCAUAUAAAACAUAUUCGUGGUGUUUAUUUAGAAACACAGAAGAGCAUCCUAGCACUGCUUUCCUGUUGUGCACACUGAGUUUUACCUUGAUUAUCUCAAAUAUUUUGUAUUGCAUGUUAAUUAAUUUUUUUCAUAUCCUAGUAGUACAAAAUUAAUUACAAAAUAACAAAAGAGCACCCUUACAGUUCUAACUAUUCUAUGCAGAUGUCUUCCAAAAUUUACAGGUACAAUUUUAGUGGUGGUGGUUGGUAAAUAGAUUUUUUUCACUUAUUUAUCAGCAGACUUGUUUUUAUAUGUAUUAGUGACAAAAUGGACUAAGCACCGCUGUAAGUUAUUGUAUUUCUGUAGAAAAUGGAAAAUAGUGUAAAAUUGUUUUUGUUAAAUGUUGGCAGUUUAUAAAUAAACUUUUCAUCUCCUAAAAACCCUCUGUUCUCUGACAACAAAUUUGACUCCAGUUUCUUCGUUUACCAACUGCUAUCCUUCCUAAUUAUUGUUAAUCACUUUUCAGUGAUAAGCUGCCUUUAACUUGAACUGCGCCUUCUUUUGUGAAUUAGGUGAUGACAGCAGACUUACUAUGGUUCUUUUUAAACAUCGACAGUUAAGCCUUUUUAAAAUGCUUUUCUAGGUCUUUGUUCAAGCUUAGUUUCUGAAAGGAUUGAGGUGAACGCGAGCUCUUCUGAAUAAGAAGUUUCUUAUUGACAAUAGACAGCUGACUGUACUGUCUAGAGUCACAGAACUUGGACAGCUGGUUGAUGCUUAUGUUUCUGUCACUUUUUUAAGGUUCAGCAUGUAAUUCUGUGACUUACCUUUUUUAAAAGCUGGAAUCAAGUGGAGUAGCUUAUACCAGUUUUUCCAAGUUCCAUACAAUUUUUGUGCAGAUAUAGUUGAAGGGAAGACAUUUCACAGAUCUUAAAAGCCAGUAAUUGCCCUCUUAUGUUCAAAAAAUUUAUUUUGUUUGAUUAUAUUAAAGAUAGAUGUAAUAUGGAAGCAUGGUACUUUGAUUCCAGUUGACUGCCUUUAGAACAUAAAUUUUGUUGUAUAAAUUUUAUGAGACUACAUGAAGGAGAAUCCUCAGGUAACCCGUAAUCAGAACUGGAUGAAAAGAUACUUGAGGUAUGCUCACUAUUUUUGUAAAAUUUCUAACUAUGCAAAUACUUAGACAUUAACAACUGGAUCCAUAGGGUUGAUGUUUUAAAUCUGCAGUUAAGCUCCUGAAAUAGUAUUCUACUUCAUGUAUAGUUCCGUGAUUUCCGUUUAUGAAAAAUUGUUCAUUUUUUAUCAAAACUGACUUACACAGUAAGAUCUCUUUUAUGGACUUGAGUUAAUGCUGCAGUAAAUUUGCUUCCAGUCCAUGUAUAUCAGGGCAAUCAGUAGCUCUAUAAAGAUUUUUCAUUCCAGGCUGUUACCCAAAUAAUUCUGAGAUUCAUUUAAAUAAUAUAUUAAGUUAAUAAAUAUUAAUAGAAUAUUGAACUAUCAGAGUGUGUGGUUGGGGUUGGGUUUUUAUUAUUUAAGUAGUGACACUGGGAUAUUUUAGUAUAACAGCAUAUGUAAAAACUCUAAAGUUAGAGAGUUUUUUAUUUAAUAUCUUUUCCAGGAUGUGACUAGAAUCGUAGGUCCCAUAGUGGUUCUCAAGUUCACUUUAGUGUUUCUUGUCUUGUCAUCUUGGUAUCUUGUUCAGAUAUACAAGCAAAGAAAUGAAAAAUAAUGUCUGCAUGGUCUUAUCUUCUACUUGCACUUUAUAAUAAUUAUUUGCUCUCUGAUACAGUCCUACAAGUCUUCCACUGUACUCUAGUUCCAAUAAGUCUAAAUAUUCCCCAGCUACUAUUAAGCAAAUGAACCUCUAGAAUUUCUUUGCUGGCUGCUGGAAGGCAGUUGGUGGCAUUGUCUGGUUUUCCAUAAGCCUGGAGUAUCUGGCUGUUAACUCUUCAGUCUGUUUGGGGUUGCUAUGCCUCUGAAAAGCUAGCCAUAGAUUCACCACUUCCUUCGUAACUGAAUGCUUGAAGCACCUUUGCAAACUACUUUUCUACGGUAUCUGGUAAAGAUGUAAAAAAAGAAAAGUUGAAAUGUUAUGUCAAGUAUCAGUAGGGAGAGGUAAGUUCAUGGGGCACAGAGUGGAAAAAAAAGCACGACAGAAGCAGUUUGGCUGAGCCAUCCUACUGCCUGCAUGAGCUGCGUCUGACAUGCAGACAUGUUGACAAGCUAGGAAAGCAGUUUCUAGGGGAAGAUGACAGUCUUUGGAGAGCAAGUGUUUUUUGAAUUUUGAAGUGGAAUGUUCAGAAGAGAAGUGGGAAGUUUUCUAUAUAAUGUGAGACAGUUUCGGGGUUAUCUUUAAUAUAUUCUCAACUCUAGCAUACCCUGUAGUAUCAGGGGUUUGGGGUUUUUUUAAGUGUGUGUGUGGGUUUUUUUGUGUGUGUUUGGGUUUUUUUUUGAGGGAGCGUGGUGUGUCUUUGUUUGGUUGGUUUUGUUUUUUUUUUUGCCAAAGUACACCUUCCUGGUGUCUUAAAGCACAAAAGAUCAGGGGGACAGCAAUGACUUUUCGCUGCAGAACCCAUGGAGUUUCAAAGGUCUUGCUUUCUUUCCCCAUAUAAGCUAUUGUGUUAAACAGAAGUAUUAAUCUGCCUGGCACCUGUAUCUGACUGGGAAAAGUGAAAUAAUGGAAGUUGCAUUUAGUGGUUUCCAUGGCAGUCAGUGAUUACUAAGUGGAGUCAAACAGAAGACAAGAAGAGAACAAUCAGGCAGGUCAUUUUCAUUAUCCACUAUGAAGCUUAAAGCUUACAUCUUUAAACAUAUACAGGCAUGAAGGAAAGUGAAACUAUAAGGUAUCCCAGUCUCGCUUCAGGUUAGCAUGUCUGUGUAUGCAUAUUUAGUGGUGUGGGAGACAACUUUUUAACCAGGGAGAUUUAGCGGCACUGCAAACAUCAGUGGAACCGUGAAAAUUUAGUAGCCACUGUGGGCUCACUACUGAAGUAGUGGCUUCACUACUAAAGGACAAUAUGGCUUUUUCUGAUGAAAAGGGAAAUGGGAAUUUUCCUCUCCAUGUGUAACUGCUGUCUUUACAUGGUACUGUCUAGCUGUGUUUUAUGAGUGACUGGCCCCUUUUGUACUCGUUGCUGUCUUACCACCGUCUACCACUACCUCCCCAUCCCCAGUCCUGCACAUCCUUCACCAGUCUGCACAGCUACACCAGCCCCUUUGUACAUCCUGGACCCUCAGGUUUGCAUCCUCAUCAGUUGCAACUUUCCAGUUUGCCUGUGGUUUCUUAAUAACACAUUCAUUAGUGUGACUGACUGCUGAGGUCUGUUUCUUGCCUUUGCCUCUGUUAGUUCAUCAGUUGGGUUUAUGUCUCUGUAUUCUUGUUUGUGCCUUCCCCUUUACUUGUUAACACCUUUUGGUGUUGGAAUACCAGAUACCCAUAAGGGAGCAGAAACUCUCUCCUUUUACAUACCCUUGCACAAACUGGUUUGCUUGCUUUCAGGAAAGCUGAAAACCUUGCUUCACUGUAGUUUUUUUAUACCAUGUCAGCUUUAUUCUUUAUUUUGUAAAGCCUUUGAAGUUUCACUGGAAAUGUAAAAGCUUUCAAAAAGUCUUUAAUAGAUUUAUGGAUUCCUACAGUCCCAUGAAACACAGCCUGUUCAGUUUGGUAGUGCUUGACUUAAAUUAAUACAGAAAUAAAGAUUUGCUUCCCCAGCUGCUCAUGAGAUUUGAGCAGUGGUUGCAGUUUUCCCUGUAAGAUAGGGCAACCACAAAAACAAACAGAAAACUGAAACUGCUGCUUGAAUUGAGGAAUCAGAGAGGAGAGUGGGUGGCAGAGGUUAGGAGUAGUUUUUUAUGGACUAUAAUGAUGAUAGAAAGGGAACAACAUGAAAUAUAAAUAGAUAAAUUCCCUUUCUGUCUUGAAAGGUUUCGAGUUUUCUCCAUCAGCAAUAGGUCUGCAAAUGAGGAAGAGAACAUACUAAUGAACAUAUUAAUGAAGUGGGUGCCACUGGGUUAAAAAUAGGGAUGCAGAUUUAAGCACAUAUGGAUACAUGGCAGGUCAAAGCUGACUGCACUGAGUCAUAUUUAGGAACAGGAAAAUGACCUGGGAAAAUGUCAGUUCUUUGCUGUCCCUACUAGCAGAACUAACCCCUGCAAACUUACCAGCUUCGGGGUUAAACUAUCAGAUUACCUGUAGGAAGUAGCACUGUAAUAACCUGUCUGAUGGCUCUGGACCUUAAGGAAAGAGAUGAAUAUCUCCAUCCCUCUCUGAUUAGAGGCUUCCAUAAGGGAAGCAGAAAUACAAAGCAUAUUUUUCUUAAAAUCUGGAGGGCAGAGGAGGGGGUGAGGAGAAGCCUACUGAAUGUACACAGAAAGUAAGAUUGACUCACCACCCCAAAGGAGAGUAAUCGCACAGCACAGGAGACCUGCUUUACCGCUGCGUGGAACGGGCAGAUGGACCUGCUUGUCAGGAAACCUCAAGCCUGAUAUGUCCCUUUUGUAAGGGAUAAAAGCUACUUUAUGCUUCUGGGAGUCUGGCUACCUCAGUGAAGAUGAGCCUUCCUACAUCUCCCUCUACGGUAAUUAGUUUGCAAGAUACUAUCAUACUUCUUUUUAUAUAUUUUCUCCAUUUAUUUUUUUUCUGAAUCAGUGACUAUGUUUCUUUGUUUGUUUUCUUUAGUGCCGAAGGUUUGAUAGGAAGAAUAAGGAUAUAUCCAUACUCAGGCCAAGAAGACAACUGUCCUUGCAAAUGAUACGUGAAUUAACAUUAACAUACAGUUAAAUAUGGCCAUGGAUUCAUCAAUUGUCCUCUUCCUGGCUGUGCUGGCUCUUCUCCCUGAGCAGACGUACGAUCACCAGAUUGAUGUGGUCACAGCCCAGCGGAUGAAGGAGCGUGAGAAAUUUCUGCAUCAUCAGAUGACACAGCUGUGGGAGGAUGUUGAGCGGAUCAGGGCCUUGGAAGAAGAGUCCCUCCUUUUCCUGUUGCAACACUGGCUCUUUUGGGCAGUUGCAGUAGCUGAGCUUGCUAUGGUCUGCUGGCUGACCUGGCAAAUGAAGGUUGCCUCUCACAGCUGCCGUGAGCAGGACAGCUCCAGCAGUGAGAAGCAGGAGGAAGACAAGGACGAGGAGGAAGCAGACCUCAGUGAAGCACACAGAUUUAUGCUCAGGCCCACCCUAUCACCAACACGGGGAGUGCUCGACCUGUGCAGGAAUCUGAAGCAUCUCGUCCAUGAUCUCCUGUUUAUCAGCCGAGAGUUUUCCCGGAGGACUUCCAUGCCAGAGAUGUACCCAGGCAUUGGGGUGGACGGCUCUCUUGAAUCCUGGAGUGUCAACCCCCAGUAUCGAAUCUUCUACCAGCUGAUUGUGGUCCUGCGGCCACCCUGUGGGCACUCCUUCAUCCUGGAGCGAGACACCACGGCGCAGCAGCCAGAGAGAUGCUCUGAUAUCCAUGUGAAGCUGGAGUGCACGUGCUCAAGUGAGCACGGGAUGGAAUACAACUUGUGUUUUCUCCAUCCCACUGACAAACGGCUACCACAGGAUCAGAGGUCACCUCUCCUACGCACCCUCUGCAUAAGGUCCUACUUAAAUGUGGAGAAAACCGCCCGCUGGGCACAGAAUUUGCUGAAAACAGCUUGGUGGCGUUUGCCUCAGUGGCCCCGCCGCCACCUAUGGGUGAUGCACUCCUCCUGGACCUGCAGGUUCCUCGUGAUCAGCCCCUCUGAGAGGCAAACCUGCACAGAGAUGUAUUUUGUAGUGCAGCAAGGCAGCCCAGGCAAUUACCUGGUCCUGCAGUAGGCAGUGGUCAGCUUUCCCGCUGUGCUGCUUUAGGCUACUCUGUAUAGUCAGUUUAGGGGGCAUCUACUACAUGUACUCACCACAGAGCCACCCGCUCAACGCCCUUCCCUUUCCCGCUACCCUGAUGGAGUGGGGAUGAGACUCCAAAGUAAAACUUUAGUUAAGUUUAAUAGUAAUAAGUUUAGUAAUAGGUUUCAUAAUAUUAGGAAUAAGUAGAAUGUUCUCACAAGGUGUGUAGUAGUCACAGUUAGCUUAGUUAGUAGGGGAUAGAAAAGUUAUUAGUUGUGUAGUUACCCAGUAAAAGAUAGGCAGCAAAGGGUAAAUAUCCAGUAACCUCCAUUUUGAAAAUACUGGGGACCCUCAAAGCCCCUAAUGAGCAUGUAAGGGGGCAAAUGUGGUAGGCAUGUCGGGAAGUCUGUAACCCCAGAGUAUCUCAGCUUUGAAGAAACAGGAAGGGACCUGCAUUUCGAGCAAAGAGGAUAAAAGAGGCUGCAAUCUCUGUCAAAGUGAGAGACCUAACUGGGGA